Messenger RNA from Arabidopsis thaliana (thale cress), 1168 nucleotides. It is a transcript of the gene TRX-M4, whose product is annotated as thioredoxin M-type 4. Gene Ontology annotation, molecular function: protein-disulfide reductase activity; enzyme activator activity. The transcript is spliced from 2 exons. Bases 208 to 789 code for a protein of 193 amino acids. Gene Ontology annotation, cellular component: chloroplast stroma. NCBI's taxonomy places the organism in Eukaryota, Viridiplantae, Streptophyta, Magnoliopsida, Brassicales, Brassicaceae. The record is from RefSeq and is marked reviewed.
CCGAAAUCAAAUUUGAUAGUCGGUCUACUAAAACAAUUGACGGUUUACAGGAGUCCUCUAAACGUUGUCGUUAUCUCAAAGGAAAGAAUGACGUGGCGAGGAUAAAAUCGCAUUCGCCUCUGUGUGUGUUCUCAAGUCAUUCAAAUUGUCACCCGUAUCUGCCAAAAACCCUCUAACCACUCAAAAAAAUAUCUCUGCUCUGCUCCAAUGGCGUCGUUACUCGAUUCCGUCACCGUGACCCGCGUGUUUUCUCUGCCGAUUGCGGCUUCGGUCUCGUCUUCUUCAGCUGCUCCGUCGGUUUCACGACGCCGGAUUUCUCCCGCCAGGUUUCUGGAAUUCAGAGGUUUGAAGUCUUCGCGGAGUUUGGUGACUCAGUCGGCCAGUCUGGGUGCGAAUCGUAGAACCAGAAUCGCUCGCGGUGGACGAAUCGCCUGUGAGGCUCAGGACACCACUGCCGCCGCCGUCGAAGUACCAAAUCUGUCUGAUUCAGAAUGGCAAACAAAGGUUCUGGAAUCAGAUGUCCCAGUUCUGGUCGAGUUCUGGGCACCAUGGUGUGGACCUUGCCGUAUGAUUCACCCCAUAGUUGACCAGCUAGCCAAAGAUUUCGCAGGGAAGUUCAAAUUCUACAAAAUCAACACUGACGAGAGCCCAAAUACAGCAAACCGUUACGGGAUACGAAGCGUUCCAACAGUAAUCAUCUUCAAAGGCGGUGAGAAGAAAGAUAGCAUCAUUGGAGCUGUGCCUAGAGAGACGUUGGAGAAAACUAUAGAAAGAUUCUUGGUCGAGUAACAAAAUUUGACUCUUUUGUCACUCUGAACCAUUUUACCUUAUCUUCUCUCUUGUAAUCUCUGUAAAGUCUUUUAAGUUUUUGACUAUUAUGUUAUCGUGGGUCCUCUUUGUCUUCUUCAAUAAAAAAAAUGGAAACAAAGUAAUCCACCGACGCAUGAGAAGCAUAACUCCACGUUGAACCACAUGCCAUUGUUCUUCCUAAUUCACCGUACAAUCUAUAUACAUACAUAUGUUUUGAGUAAUGUAGGCUUCCGUACUGUUUCAUUCUGUGUACUGCAUAGGACAUAUAUUAAUACCACGAGGGGGUCUAUGUAAUCUUAUAUUAUAUCAUGUAUGUUUUCGAUUUCUAAUCCAAUUAUGUGAGUAUAUACUAUGUGGC